Molecule: messenger RNA, 306 nt
Organism: Culicoides brevitarsis
Lineage: Eukaryota; Metazoa; Arthropoda; Insecta; Diptera; Ceratopogonidae
Product: larval cuticle protein 65Ag1-like
Exons: 2
Coding region: 1-306 (101 amino acids)
Cellular component (GO): chitin-based extracellular matrix
Molecular function (GO): structural constituent of chitin-based larval cuticle
Source: RefSeq, a predicted model, not a curated record
AUGAAAUUCCUCAUUGUUCUCGCUGCCCUCGUUGCCGUUGCAUUGGCACAAGCUAACGACGAAACAAUCAGAUAUGACGUUGACAACAUCGGUGUCGAUGGAUACAAAUUUGCUUAUGAAACCAGCGGAGGAAUCAAACACGAAGAAUCAGCUGUUGUAAACAACCUUGGCACAGAAAACGAAGCCAUCUCCGUUAAGGGAUCAUACUCCUUCGUUGCCGAUGAUGGACAAACCUACACCGUCAACUUUGUUGCUGACGAAAACGGUUACCAACCAGAAGGUGCCCAUUUGCCAAAAUCCGAAUAA